Molecule: messenger RNA, 1174 nt
Organism: Triplophysa dalaica
Lineage: Eukaryota; Metazoa; Chordata; Actinopteri; Cypriniformes; Nemacheilidae
Gene: tmem70
Product: transmembrane protein 70
Exons: 3
Coding region: 29-790 (253 amino acids)
Biological process (GO): mitochondrial proton-transporting ATP synthase complex assembly
Cellular component (GO): mitochondrial membrane
Source: RefSeq, a predicted model, not a curated record
UUCAACGGAGUGUCAGGCUGAAGUAAAAAUGUAUCAGGUUGGAGUUUUACAUGCACUUCGUCGUCUAUCAAAAAAUCAGCAACAGAUCGUUAGAAGCAUCCAUGUCUGUUUUCGCCCGACGUCAAACUGCAAUGAAAAUACGAAAAAAGAUCCCCACGCGCACGCAGUAACGUUAGCUUUGAAGAGCAAGUGUCAUUCACUGCAUGGGAUGCAAAGGUCGUUUUUAAAUGCAUCUACAAUAAAGAUUCAACCAUAUUGCGCAGUUAGAUGGUAUGCAUCCACACCAGUACAUUCUGAAGAUGGACAAUUGAUCUACACAGGCAACCUGGGCAAGGCUGUAAUUGGUGUUAAGUUUUUCUCUUAUUCCAGCAGUAUGUUCAGUCUCUGCGUGAUGCCAUACCUCCUCUUGAAAACAGGAAUUGGUGUAAACAGUUUAGCACUGCAAGUGGCCUUUUGUGGUUUUAUAGGUGUCUUCACGUUUCUGACUCCUGUUCUCCUCCAUCUGAUCACCAAAGGCUAUGUAGUACGCUUGUACCACAACAAGGACACAGACAUGUACACGGCCAUCACAUACAAUGUAUUUCUAGUGGAGAAACGGACUGUAUUCCACCAGCGUGAUAUUGAAAUUCCUGAUGUGAGCCGGAUGUUCACUACCUUUUAUGCUAAGAAACGCUCCAUGCUGGUUAACCCAAUGCUUUUUGCUUUGCCUCAUGACUACAACCACCUCAUGGGGUAUGAUCGACCCUUCUUAUUUGACUUAGAUGAUUUAAACAAACCAAAUGAGAGUUAGCUUAUGUCAGAUUUGUAACUGCAUAUCUGUUCAUACUUGUUGGACGGCGAAGUUGAAUGAUAAAGGUUCUGGAAAAUCUCAAAACCCUUCAAAUAAUUUCAGUGGACUCUUGUAAGAUAUUGAAUUGCGGUUGGCACGGUAUGCCAUACAGAUAUUUUGUGAUGCUGAAAAUUGCAUGGUGUAAAUGUAUUUGUAUGUGAAAUAAAUUCAUAGACAUAUUUACCAACUGUGUAUAGCCUACCCAAUGAAUUUUCUGCAUAAUGCUUUCUUCUGUUUUCCAGCAGUUACUGGUCUGAUUUCAGUUUUUUUUUUUUACAAUUAAAAGACCUGUAAGACGUUUCCAACGAGAAGUUGUACAUUAAUAAACAGAAGUGUUUUCUGAUA